AUGUCUGGGACCAAGCUGGGAGCACAGGCAGAAAAUUUCCAAAAUCCAUCUUUGCUUGGAACUCCAAAUUCUCUGCAGCUCUCUCUUCCUGUGGUGAGCAAUGUGGCUCCUCUAACAGGCAGUGUCUGCAACCUCUCCAGGGUCUCUGUACCAGCCGUCAGCUCGGCAUGGCUACUGCCAUCAGCCUCUGGCACUUCUUUCCAACCACUCGUGGGUAGUGCCUACCUUUACCAACAUUCCAGCACAACCAUGCUGUCUGGAGCUUCUGGCCAGAGCCAGAACUCCAUUUCAGCUGCUUCUUAUCCAGGUAUUUUUGAAUGGGACAUCAUGGGAAGCACUGAAAAGACGUCAUCUACCCUUGGUGACUUCACUGUCACUGUCAUGGAUCAGGACAUGGCUGUUUCCUCCAUGCCCAUGUCAGCCCAAUAUGAUAAAACUUCAGACACCAAUACCAUGAUCCCUCUGUAUCCAUCACUGUCUGCCAGCCUUGUUCAGGGAACACCAUCUCAGAUUCCAAACCAAGGAACUAGCCUGUCACUUCCCUACCAGGAAGGGAGCCAGAUAUAUUACUAUAAUCAAGCAACACUGGGGCCCUUACUCUCUGGAGACCAUGGCUCCUGCCUGCAGUCCUAUGGCUCCGUGUCCUACACAGGAGGCAGGGUUUCUGCCACUCAACAAGAAAUGGUGACGGCGCUCAAGGAGGUUCAACCCACAAAUGGCCUACCACCAGCCUUGACCUCCAGAAUUUACUACUCUGUGUCUGCUCAACCCAUGACAGAAGCAAAUUUUCAAGUGAUGGAAACUUCCCUGGGGAUGGAGACUUCCCUGGGAUUGCAACUUCCAAGUCAGACAUUUUUUCUUCCAGAAACUCCAGAAUUCUCCAAGUCCUGCAGUAGCAGAUAUAUCCAGAUACUUGAGGGCAACCCACCACCUGAGCUUGGAGAUAUUUCAAUGACAGCUCCAGUCCAGAAUUCUGGCAAUGUCCUUGCACUGCCUCCAGCUCCAAGCCAGGCACAAACAGAUUUGGAUGAGAUUAAAACCAAGCUUUCAAAGCCUCUGGAUGCCUACCAGGUCACAAUAGAAAAUCAAGAUUCUCCACUCCUCCCCUUACAAAUCCCCGAUAUUCACCAGCUUCCGGCCUGUGUUGACCUCCUUGGCCAAGAGGAGCAGUCUUGUUCUGAAAAUGCUGAUCUGCAAAAAAACAGCAUGGGUCUUGAGGACCAAGGGACAUUUGAUAAUGAGAUGGAGUCUAGCAGUGGUCUUGCAGAUAUUGCUACACUGGUGGAGGAUGUUCACCUCCCCCAGCUCUUCAAUUCCUUGAAGGACCUUCAUCAAUCGAAAAGUCCCAAGGCAACCAAAGCCAUAGAUACCAAAGCCAUCAAUGGAAAUCACAUACAGGAAAACUCAAGCGUGAUAAAGGGUCCCUCUGAGCAAACCAGGAAGAACAAAUACAAAGCCUCCGAGCCUAUCAGUGAUGUUCCCAAGACCAAAACCCAGCCAAAGAACCCAGAGUGUCUGUUAGAGGAAGAACUGGUUGUUUGCAAUGCUGCAGCCAGUGACAAGGCUCUUACUGCCAAGACUUCUAACAGCAAAGCUCAGAAAACGGCAUCCAGCACAAUCAGCAAAACUAAGGGCCAUGGGCAGGAAAAGACCAAAAGGGCCAGAGAAAACAACUCCAAGAAGGCUAAAGAGAGUAAGCAGUCAAUCAAUAAAGUCAAGGGAGAAGAAAAGCCAACCAUUUCCAAGAUGAAACGGAAGAAAAAUCAACCUGAGCUUAGCCAAGAGAACUUUAAAAAGCCUCGAAGCUGCCUGGGCAUGCACAUGCUGGAGUCUGUGCAGGUUUUUCAUGCACUGGGGAAGAAGACUGACAAGAAAACUGGACUUUCUUCUUCCCAGACCCUGGGAUGCUCAAACAACAUGAAAGAACACUGGCCACCCCCAGCGCUCAAACCAUGGCAGGAUACUCCACAUGAGGGAAAAAAUCCUGAGAAAACUCAAGACAAAACCCAGAAAGCAGAAGGCAGUGCUGAGAAAGAGCGUUCCUCUCCAUCCCAAUACGAGCUGCCACCUCCUGGGAAGGUCAAAUUGUUCCCUUUGCCUUUUCUGACCACAGAGAAGCCUCCAACUCGACCUGUUCCUCAGAGGACACAGUCUCUGGCCUCACAUCAGCCUUCUGUGCCUCAUCCUCCCCGGUCUGGUACUACUAGCUCAGCACAACGUAUUGCAGUCAAUUCAUCGUGGCCAACUCCUGCCAAAGCAUCCUGGGCAGGCUCUGCCAGACAAGUUUUGCCAAUUUCGACCAACCCAACCCAGCCAGGUUUACCCAACCCUACCCGGCCUAGUGUUCCUCGGUCUGCUGCUUCGGGGCCUGCACCCUACAAAACACCCUCUUGCACUUCUUUCCAACGGGACCUUGUUCCCACUGCUGGGACCAAGCUCCAGUCCCCACCCAAGCCUCAAAACCAGUUUCUACUCCAAGACUUCUCCUCUCAACCAAUUCCGUGGAGGAAGCCCAAUGUUUCUGAGCCAGUGAUGUCAAAGCCCAUCACAGAAGAGCAGAGACCAGAGCGUGAGGCCAUGAAGAGGAAGGCUCAACAGGAGCGUGAGAAUGCUGCCAAAUACACGUCUUUGGGGAAAGUGCAGUUUUUUGUUCAGAGAGAGAAAGAUAUGGAAAUUGCUCAAUACUAUGGCUACGCAAUAUAAUAGGAGUUACUAGGAUUUCUGGUGUACCAGCUUGUGUACCAGCUAUUUUUCCCUAUAGA
Molecule: messenger RNA, 2762 nt
Organism: Choloepus didactylus (southern two-toed sloth)
Lineage: Eukaryota; Metazoa; Chordata; Mammalia; Pilosa; Megalonychidae
Exons: 3
Coding region: 1-2703 (900 amino acids)
Source: RefSeq, a predicted model, not a curated record